CAAAAAAAAAGAAACGGAAAAAGACAGGUGAAGGCUGAAUCAGCAACUGCGAUUUGAAAACCCUAAAGAAGCUCAUUUGACUCGUCUGACUGUCUUGUGAGAGAAGGGAAAGAGAGCAAGAGAGAACUCGAAUCUUGAAUCGACUCCAUCGUCACUAUCAAUCUUCUUCAGACCUGUGUAGGGUGUAUAUCUAUCAGGUGUCUACCUUUGCUGAAAAUGGCAGAUGGUCAGGAAUCAGAUAAGAAUAUUGAAAUAUGGAAAAUCAAAAAGUUGAUCAAGGCAUUGGAGUCAGCGAGGGGUAAUGGUACGAGCAUGAUAUCUCUUAUAAUGCCUCCUCGUGAUCAAAUAUCUCGGGUCACAAAGAUGCUGGGUGAUGAAUUUGGAACUGCUUCAAACAUUAAAAGUAGGGUCAACCGGCAGUCUGUCUUGGCUGCCAUUACAUCUGCUCAACAGAGGUUGAAGCUGUAUAACAAGGUUCCUCCCAAUGGGCUGGUGCUUUAUACAGGAACAGUUGUUACUGAAGAUGGGAAGGAAAAGAAGGUGACAAUUGAUUUUGAGCCUUUCAAGCCUAUAAAUGCAUCGCUUUACCUUUGUGACAACAAGUUCCACACAGAAGCACUUAACGAACUCUUAGAAUCUGAUGACAAGUUUGGUUUUAUUGUCAUGGAUGGAAACGGCACCCUGUUUGGAACAUUAAGUGGUAACACACGAGAAGUGCUUCAUAAAUUCACUGUUGAUCUACCGAAGAAGCAUGGAAGAGGAGGGCAGUCUGCACUUCGUUUUGCUCGCCUUCGGAUGGAAAAACGACACAACUAUGUCAGGAAAACUGCAGAGCUUGCCACACAGUUCUUCAUUAAUCCUGCGACCAGUCAGCCAAAUGUUUCUGGGCUGAUAUUGGCUGGUUCAGCUGACUUCAAGACUGAAUUGAGCCAGUCAGAUAUGUUCGAUCCUCGUUUGCAAGCAAAGAUAUUGAAUGUGGUUGAUGUUUCUUAUGGGGGAGAGAACGGUUUCAACCAAGCUAUUGAGCUGUCAGCUGAAAUUCUAUCAAAUGUAAAAUUCAUACAGGAAAAACGCCUGAUUGGGAAAUACUUUGAGGAGAUCAGCCAAGACACUGGAAAGUAUGUCUUUGGUGUUGAUGACACGCUGAAGGCUCUAGAAAUGGGUGCUGUUGAAACCCUUAUUGUGUGGGAAAAUCUAGAUAUUAAUCGCUAUGCUCUUAAAAACAGUGUUACUGGUGAAAUAAUUAUAAAGCACUUGAACAAGGAGCAAGAGGCUGAUCAGAGUAACUUCAGGGAUUCGGCCAGCUCUGCUGAGUUGGAGGUUCAGGAAAAGAUGCCUUUGCUGGAGUGGUUUGCCAAUGAAUACAAGCGUUUUGGUUGUUCGCUUGAAUUUGUUACAAACAAAUCUCAAGAGGGAUCACAGUUUUGCAGAGGAUUUGGUGGAAUUGGGGGUAUUCUCCGCUACCAGCUCGACAUUAGAUCUUUUGAUGAGUUGUCUGAUGAUGGAGCAGUUUAUGAGGAUUCUGAUUAAGAGUUAGGAUUGAGGCUAAGAGUUCAUACGCCAUGUUGAUGAAUGAUGUGGAAGCCUGUAUCAGUGUGAUGGAUCUUUGUUACUGAUAUUGCAAGAAACUUCAUACAAAUAAUUUUCUUACAUUGCUGCUUUUCAUUUGAAUGUUUAAAAUGUUUCAAUGAUUCCCCAUUUUAAUUUCUCAACUCUUCGGAUUUUUUUUCCUUCGGGUUUUGUGCAAUGUGCCAAAUUAUUAUGGUUUUUUUGCGGAC
Molecule: messenger RNA, 1778 nt
Organism: Manihot esculenta (cassava)
Lineage: Eukaryota; Viridiplantae; Streptophyta; Magnoliopsida; Malpighiales; Euphorbiaceae
Product: eukaryotic peptide chain release factor subunit 1-3
Exons: 2
Coding region: 217-1530 (437 amino acids)
Biological process (GO): cytoplasmic translational termination
Cellular component (GO): cytosol; translation release factor complex
Molecular function (GO): sequence-specific mRNA binding; translation release factor activity, codon specific
Source: RefSeq, a predicted model, not a curated record